UAUGAUGGACUCCACUUCCUCCGCCUAAGUUGGGCUCUGAUUUCCCACGUCCACAAAGAUACCGCUUCCCAGCGUAGGUGGACGCACGGGAUUCCUUUCCGUGAGGUAUCACCUGGGCAGGUGCAUGCACACAGACAGCGGAAAGGGGCUGAUGAGAGCGAUUCCAGGGACUGAGUGAGGGCAUGACCCUCUCCACCCUCCCCGGUUCGGUUCCUUUUUUCAUGAACUUGGUGUACUGUUAGCAUUUCUGCACAACUCAUUGGGGCUAUGAGUAAACGGAAUGGCAAUCAUUUCUCUAAUCACAGCUCAUCAGCAUAUAAAGUUUCACAAGACAUUGGCAUUGUCCACCACACCCACGUCAGGCGCUGCGACGCCCGCUCCGCGCUCCGCUCGCACUCGCCCGGCUUUCACCCUACACCUGUGUCGCUUCCGCGGACGCAGUGGCAACCUAUGCUUUGCGCGCCCAGUGGCCUCGGUCGCGGUGGCCUGACGCUGCCAAGGCGGUGAGAGGUCAUCUGGGAAGUGUCUCGCCGGGAACCGCUCUGCCUCCGAAGGCCCCCUCGGUCCUCCCGCGGCGCCCUCCUCCGGCCGCGGUCACCCAGGUGCACAGGAAGCGCCAGGGGAGGACGCAGGUGCGCGGGGGAGGGGGGCGCUGGAGGCGCCGGGCGAGGAACCCCAAGCUCGAACCUGCAGACCCAGCGCGAAGUAGAAACUGAAAGUACACUGCGGCGAAUCCUACGGAAGUUCUAGGAAAGGCAGAGCCCAGACCGCCGCGGCGUGUGCCGCGCCCCCUGGGAUGGAUGAAGCAGCGGGCGCGGCGUGGGGCAGACGAACCAGCCGCAGAGACGGCCACCCGGUCCGACUCCCGCCACCGCCGCGCACACCGGGGUCCUGGCAGUGACCAUGGCCUGCGAGAGCCCCCUCGAGCUGCAGCUGCGGUCAUCAUGACCACGCCCGCCUCCCGCAGACCAUGUUCCAUGCGUGCAGCACGUGGGCAUCUGCAAGGUGACAGAGAAAAGGUCAUCUCUCUACUAUGCAUAUACAUCUGAUUACAAAGCUAGGACCUGACAAUCAUUAGUUGGUCAUGCUUGAGAACCUUCGGCAUGAAGGAGCAGGAGUAGAAGAAAGCUGCAGAGCUUACCUGGAAGUGGUUUGCAUUCGGAUCAGUGUGCUUGCAUGUUAUCAAAAUAUCGUGGCCAUUUCUGAUCAAAUCCUGGUGAGGCAGCAAGGCCAGGUUAAAAUCCAGACCUGGCAAUUACUACCUACAUUUCAGAAAAAGAUGAACUUGCAGAACUCUUUUGGUCUUUGGAACUAGUAUGUAUCUGACACUUAAUGCUUGGCACAUGUUUCUUUCAGGUAUAUCUUUGGAAUUCCUCCCCUGAUCCUCGUUCUGUUGCCAGUCGCGUCAUCUGAUUGUGAGAUCGAAGGUAAAAGUGGCGAAGAGUACCAGCAUGUCAUCAUGGUCAGCCUCAAUGACCUGGACAGGAUAAGAGAAAAUGAUAGCAAUUGCCUGAAUAAUGAACCUAACUUUUUUAAAAAGCAUUCAUGUGAUGAUGAUAAGGAAGCUACGUUUUUAAAAACUGCUGCUCGCAAGUUGAAGCAAUUUCUUAAAAUGAAUAUCCAUGAGGAAUUCAAGCUCCACUUAUCAAUAGUUUCACAGGGCACAUUAAAACUGUUGAACUGCACCAGGAAGAGAGGAAGGGAGAAGGAUAAAGAGUUAGAAACGUCGAUGGGAGAGAAACAUCUAUCAGCUGCCUCCUGCACACUUCCUACUGGGGAUAUGCCUGCAACCAAGGAUAAAGAAAAAAAACAACCUUCCUUGGGUGAAGUCCAACCCACUAAGAAUUUGGAAGAGAAAAAAUCUUCGAAGGGACAGAAAAAACAGGAUGAAAUGUGUUUCCUCAUGAUACUACUAGAAAAGAUAAAAACUUGCUGGAAUAAAAUUUUGAGUGGCACUAAAGAACAUUGAAACGUAUGGCGUGACAAUAUAAAGACGUGAACUUUAGUUGCAUCCCUCAAGAAUUGAACUGCUCGUGCAAUUUUCCGGGGUAGAACGCCUCCCAGAAAUUACUGAAUGCACCUGGUAAAAAUGGGUUAGAGCAAUUGAGAAAUACAUGCUGUGGUACUAGAAGGACACAAGCAAUGGAACCGAACGCUGCAAUCAACGGACUAUUUCCUAUGUGUGUGCACAUGCGUCAGCUGGUGUUAAUUUGGGGCUGAUUUUUGUAAGACGAUCCAUGUAAGGUAUUAGCUGCAAUAAUCCUUUUUAGACCUGUUAAAAAUGUUCAGGAGACAUGUAAAAUCUGUGGUGUAUAUAAAGGUUACAAGGAUUAAAAAUUAGCUUUGCUUUAUUUCUUUAUGGCCUACUAUGCAUCAGUAUAAUGCAAUGAGUGUGGACAGUGUCAUCUUCUGGCAGAGUUGACAGUGAGGUAUGGAUAAUGCCCAAGAGAACAAGUCAUGUAUCUUAAAGCAGAAACGUAAAGGAGUCCAAGAUGCUUUCAGAGGCGUGUGACUGUGUAGCACAUUGCCUCCAGUAGAUGGCAUAGCAAAUGUCCUAAAAUGAAAACAAAGAAUAAUUUCACAAAAUAGGAAGUCACCUGUUUUAAGGCUGCUAAGCCAUAGUACCGAGUUUCUUCUGUCAUUUACAUGUAAUAAAACUUGUCUAAAUGAGUUUGCAAUUUGGGAAGUAUAUUUUUAAGAGAAUAAUAUAUGUUGCCUUUUAAUUAAUAGAGUGUGUAUAUUUAAUUUUGACACUAUAUCUGUAUAUAAAAAUAUUUUCAUACAGUAUUACGAACAAAUUACUUGCUUUGGAUAACAUUUCUCCUUUGAUAAUAAAUGACCUGUGUAUUAACACUGUCAGAUUCA
Myotis myotis is the source of this 2865-nucleotide messenger RNA. RefSeq names its product interleukin 7 (gene IL7). The record is from RefSeq and is a predicted model, not a curated record. Gene Ontology annotation, cellular component: extracellular region. Gene Ontology annotation, molecular function: growth factor activity; interleukin-7 receptor binding. The transcript has 8 exons. Gene Ontology annotation, biological process: immune response. Bases 1460 to 1969 code for a protein of 169 amino acids. NCBI's taxonomy places the organism in Eukaryota, Metazoa, Chordata, Mammalia, Chiroptera, Vespertilionidae.